AUGCAAUUACAUCAGAUUGCAACACAACAACCUGGAACUAUUACUUACAGAGACUUGGGAUGUUUUUGUGGGUCACAAAGGGGUUUAUGUUCAUGUUACGAACCAAAAAUCCACAAAUUCGAAUGUCCUACGACAGAAAAUAGAGGCAUUGAAGCAGCUGAUACAUUAGAUGAUAUUGAACCAUCAGAUUUAAUGAAUGUGGAUGUUGAGAUAAACCUUGAGGAACUGUCAGCGAUGAAUGAUGUAAACUUUUCAUCAAUUGGUGAUCUCACAAAGCCAAACCAAACUAACUCAGCGCUUGAAAAUGUGGACGAGGACUUUUCUUUCAUUGGAGAUUCUUCGAAACCAAAUACUAUCAAAGCCAACUCAUCGAUGGACGAGGUCAAAACGCAAAACAAUGGUGACAUUGUUAUUGAAGUCGUGGACAACACAAAGACUGCAAAAGAUAAGAUGAGCGUUAAAGAGUCAACAGUGAUGGAUUAUCUGAACAUUUCAUACACAAAUUCUACAGCUGAUAAUAAGCCGAAUGUUUUCAAAACUGACUUGGUAAAUGACAUUCAAAUGUUGGACCAAAAUACCACCAAUGAUGAGAUUAUUGUAGAGGAAACAACUGUAAUGGAACGUCCACAUAUUUCCCCUACACAUCCCGCGGAUUACACACAGACAAAUGCAGUUAGCCAAGCCGAUUCAUUUAAAGAGAAUUUAAGUACUAUGAGGAAGAUCCCAUGUAUUGUCGACCUAACCAUUCAUCCUUUGGAGAUGAAACUUACUUAUAAGCCUAAAAAAAGGUCUAGCAGCAGCGUGUUAUGUGUUUCGCAACCAAAAGUGAAGAAAAGUAUUGAAGAAGAAAUAAACUCGAAAAAUAACAGCAAACCAUGCACUUCAAAAAGCUUGCGAAAAAGUACAGUUUCUAUUUUGAGUAAUGUUUCUGUUGACUUAAAAUCUAAAACCGAACAAACGAGAUUACCGAAACAAUCAAAAGGAUUAAAGAUGAUUGUGAAACGCGCAUUUACAUGUUACAGUUGCAAUGGUCCUCUCCUCUCGAAUUGCAUUACUAAAUGUAUAUCUUGUUGUAACCGAUUUUGUUUGGCCUGUGCCACGGGAGAAGUCACCAAAGAUUAUAUUUGCGAUAAUUGCCUUAUGUAA
Molecule: messenger RNA, 1146 nt
Organism: Parnassius apollo (apollo)
Lineage: Eukaryota; Metazoa; Arthropoda; Insecta; Lepidoptera; Papilionidae
Source: the annotation of a GenBank genome assembly